AUGUUCUACACCAUUAUCAUACCAACCUCCAAGAUGGACAUCAGGGGAUCGGCCGUACUUACGACCGGAUCCGGGAUCAUUUUCACUGGAGAGGAUUGUAUUGAAGUUUGCAAAGAUAUGUCGAUCAUCGCUAUGGAUCACAUCCCCUCAUUGCCUAGAUCCUAUAAAGGUAAUACUAAGCUGUUGAUCUUCGAAGACCUCUUCUCUGGAUAUACCUUGGCAGAAUCCUACGAGGAAUGUGUGUUCAGCCGAUUUGGUGCCACCGAGGUGAUCCGCCAUGAUCGUGAACCCGGAUUUAUAUCCGAUUUCUUUCGGGCGUUUAACAAGAUCCUGGAUCAGCGUCAAUGGGCAACAAUGGCAUAUAGACCUCAAGCGAACGGAUCCGCGGAAAGGAUGAUGCAGACCACCACAAAGGCACUCAAAAUGUAUGUUCAAGAUCUGGAUCAGAGAGAUUGGGACGAGUACACGGAGCGAGUUACCUUCGCGAUCAACACCGCUCGAGAUUGGAUCCGAGGAGAAGCACCGUUCUACAUGAUCCACACUGAUGGCGGUGAUCCCGAUGGGAAGUACAAGAAGACAGGAUCGGGACCCGCGGAGUUGACGAUAUCGGAUCCAGAGGCACUAUCAGCAGGCUCGAGAGCAAGUCAAUCAACGCUUGCGGGAGGCGAUCUCGGAUCGGGUGGAUCAUCACACGAUAUAAUUGGCGAGUACGCUGUGAAAUUCGAGACCGCCGGAUCCGUAAACAUCUUCCCAGUGGUUCACGUGUCAAAAUUCAAGCCUGUCAGGGAAUUUCCGGAUCGGCCGGUAAUACGUCUUACGACGCAGGAUCAGGACCGGCUGGAUUUCGACGAAGCACUUCUACCUGGGGAUAGCUAG
Phytophthora megakarya is the source of this 876-nucleotide messenger RNA. NCBI's taxonomy places the organism in Eukaryota, Oomycota, Peronosporomycetes, Peronosporales, Peronosporaceae. The record is from the annotation of a GenBank genome assembly.